GUGUUUGCGUCAGGAGAUUAGUAAUAGGAAUGAUGAUUUUGCCCUACCUACGAUACUUGAUGUGUUAAGCUAGGCACUCACUGCGUCGUACGACGACCCCAACUCCGUUCCAUGUGAACGCCAGACGACGCGACUCGUCUGCUGAUUGUCGGUGGCAGUCUGAACGGAUCGUCAUUAAAAACAAACUGCGCGCUCGUCGUAUCGUUGCGUUCUACAUACAAUCGCCUCGGCCGACUACCGUCGUGCGCAGUGAUUUGCCCGGCUUUAUCGUACUAAAUUCUCAGUACGAUGCCCAUCAGAGAUUUGUAUCGCAAGUAUUAUGGGAAUGUAUUUAUUCAGUACGAUAACACGUCCAAUAGGGCAAAAUCCUGAUUCCUAAUUUAAUAAUUAUUAUUAGUAGUAGUAUUUGCAGUACCCGCUUCUACUUGCAGUACCCGCUGUUACUUGGGGAUCGGUUUCUUCACUAGCCACCAAGCAAAAGGUCGGUAGUCUAGUGGUUAAGACAUCAGGCUAGUUACCUGGAUGUCGUGGGUUCGCUUUCCACCCUAAUCACUUGCAACAUUUUUCGCAAGUAUUUCGGAAUGUACUAAGCAAGUACUUACAACAAAUCAGGGCUUCAGGUGUAGAUUUACCUGACCGGGCAAAUAGCCAAACAAGCAUAGCAGCUUCUUUUCCAACAUGGAUUCGCUGGAUGAGUAUACGCAGACGCUACAGAGGUCGAUGCGACAGGACCUUGAUAAUUCGGUGAACAAGGCGAUGUUAAGCCCUCGUGACAUUCUUACGCGGUCUCAUGAAAGUAUAAUGCGGGAUUUAACGGAUCCCCGCCAAUGGUAUCUCGCUGAUUCACAUCGUGAGCUUGUGAACCUGAUGCAGCAGGCACAACUUGAGAAACCACGCAACCAGUCCACAACAACCAACAGUCAUGAUAACAGUCCUCCACGCGAACAGUUAGUAGACGAAUUACUUGAAACAGAAAAUGUAAAAAGCGAAGACAAAAAAAAUUGCGAAGUGGCUUUAACUACAGAUAUUCAAUCACGACAUUCAACUCCAUCUCCAACAGACUUUAAAGCUAUUGAAAUAUACCGGAAUUCCAAAAGUCCAAGGCACCAACUAUCUCCAAAAGAGUUGACUAUGAAGAAACCUGCCAAUAGUAUUCAUCAUAUCAUGAUAUCCGAUAUAGACACUCUUCGGCCAGUUAACGACCUUGGAAAAGUCUCUAAACCAAAACCAAAACGUCCUUUACCAUCUCACCGACAGAAGAUUGUAACCUUUGACGAACAUGGCAACAAAGUUGUUUUGCCAGAAAUUAAAUCAAAAUCAGCAGACGAUACAGACCGUAGAAUUGAAUUUGUUGAAAACUGGAUUCAUAAACUGCAUAAAAAUAAUCUCUGUCCUGAGAACAUGAAAGAAUUGUGUGUAAUAAAAAAGCCAAUCAAAGUGGCCCAUCCAGAGUAUCUGCUCAAUAAAAGUUUUCCUUUGAGUAGUUUGCAGACGAGAAAUCGUAUUUUGAGCCAGUUAUCCCUGUCGAGUCCCGUGGCAAUGCGACAUGUGUAUAACUUAAAGCAGCAAUCAAAACAAACCAUUAAGAAGAUAAACAACAGAAAUAGUCUUUUAACAACGCUUGGUGAAGAACAAGCUCAUGUGCAAUCAAACAGGGCCACAGAACAAAAUCCUAACAUUCAGCAGACAAGUGCAACUUCAAAUACUGAAUAUAGAAAUAAUGAUAUAGGAACAUCGCCGAAUCAGACAACAGUACUAUCAGAAAAACAGCACAUAAAAACUUUCUUGCUAUCGCUAAUGGACCCACCAAACGGAAUAUCAGAUACGAAGAAAAGAUAUGUGUUGUCAAAUGAUGUUAACACGAAUGAAGAUCUACUUUCCUCUGCAAGAAAAACCGACAAUAAUUUACAAGGGAGCGAAAAACAAGAGCUACCAAGUUUGAGUCAUGAGGAUAGGGGUGUACGAAAAGAAAUGAGCGUAAUUGACCUAAAACUGCAAUCUGGACAUAUACCAAAUAUAACAAUGAAACGUAACAAACCUACCAAAAAAGAAUUACACGUUUCUAGUCAAAAUGACAGAGAGAAAUGUUUCACUGAUAAGGCAUUUUUCGCCACAGAGACGAACGCUGAAAGUCUGCAGCAACAUAAAACAAUGACACCUAUGAAGACUUUCAUUCAACUCCAGGUAUUUGAUCACAAGUUUCCCAAUGAAACGGAAGUUUUCCCGUAUCCACUGCCUUUACGAAAAAUGCCAAGAAAACUAGGGUCACUAAAAGCAACCUCUAUCAAAGAAUCAAGCGUAUUCUUAGAAAUUACAGGCAAAAAGGAUAAACGAAAAGAGAAAUCUAAAGGCAGAUCAAAGCCAAAGAUUCCUGGUUUCAUUAAGCACGACCUUGAGGUCACUGACGUUGAUUUUCAAGAACUAGGCACAAGUAAGACGGAACAAUCUAGCAACCAUGGUGGCAAAACUUCAAAUAUUGUAACAAUCACCACUUCGGGAAAUCGGGAAGUUAAUAGCGAAAGUUUUAUUAAAGACCAAGGUGAUGAUUUCCUUAUCAACACAGGAAAAAAGCAAACCAAUAAAAACAUACCUAUCUCUAAAAAUGAAAUAACAUCAAACUCUGACGAAACUGUUGAACACGCUUCAAUAUUUGAAGAAGAGGUUGAUGAUUUCAAAAAGCUGAAGGAGGAACACAUUCCAGAUAGCGUCACUCAAACACCCGCUGACCAAGAGGUUCAUGGCGUUGUCACUGUACAUACGCACAGCGACGAUACGCGCUAUCUUAUGGGAUUACACCAAUAUUCAACUCAAGGCUUUAAGGCAAAGUUAGGAAAAUUUAAAGAAGAAAUAGUAUACGAAGAGGAAGAACAAGAUGAAGUAGAGGGAAGAGGGAAAAUAGAAGUAAAUAAAAUAAAAGAAAUAUCGAAGGAUAAAGAAAACGGCAAAGAUAGAAAAGAAGAAGAGGCAUAUGUACCUGAUGGUAUAUUAGGGAUACUUAAUAGUAGUAGUAUUAAUAUUAAUAGUGAUAAUAAUAACAAUAGUAAUAAUAAUAUUGAUGAAAGGAUGGAUGAUGAUAGAAGCUCGGAAAAGAAAACUGAGUCAAAUACUGAAAACAACGGACAAUUAAAUCAAAAUCCCCACAAAACAAAAUCAGCUAAAAACGUCACGUUUAGCAUUUCGCAAUAAACUGCAUUUACAAUUUUGUAUUUGAUCGUCUAAUAGUGACUGACCUUUGUAUCACAAUAAUAUUGGAGAAUCGAGGAACCAAAAUGUUUCUGAAGUAUGUAUCGAUCUAAAGGUCAACGGGCAUGUUUACUAUAUACAUUGCUAUGCAACUGUACUGCAAUACUGAUAAUAAUAAUAGAGUAUGUGCCAUUAAAGGAUCAGAUUUGUUUGCAUCUUUUUACAUAAA
This is a messenger RNA of Anneissia japonica, 3412 nucleotides long. RefSeq lists its product as uncharacterized. Bases 679 to 3186 code for a protein of 835 amino acids. NCBI's taxonomy places the organism in Eukaryota, Metazoa, Echinodermata, Crinoidea, Comatulida, Comatulidae. The record is from RefSeq and is a predicted model, not a curated record. The transcript is spliced from 2 exons.